CCAGCGAGGCACGGAGGCAAGCAGUCCGGCGGAAGCUCGCACUCGCAGGUGGCAGCAGCAGCACCCACCCAAGGGCAUCAACAUUCUCAAUUGGAGCUGCUUCGGCAUCCUCAGGAGAGCAAACAAACAAGCAGGCAAAUGCUUCGUGUUGGAAGAAUCUGUACGAGAUCGAAUUCAGCCCGUGCUGUAUUUGCAUUCCUUGCGGGUCCUCGACCUUUUGCUAGUCGCGACACCACGUAUCGCUUGGGCAGUAAGUUUCUUGGGACUAAGUGCACCGGCGAUGAACAUAUAGGAUUCCUGACCCACAAACCUCGUGUUGGUAGUUGCGGCGCGUGCUUUUCCACUGCUACCGAAACAGUUCUGGUCCAAGCCCGUGACUCGUCUCAGCUAGCGUUGGAGAUAGAGAAUGCGAUCGAUCAGAAGAGGUUUGAUGAUGCGUGGAGGGCAUAUGAGAAGCAUGUUCACAUGGACGGGUUCCCAAGGAAGUCUGUUUUGGGUAAGCUCAUCACUGGCUUCGCGGUCACCUGUGAUGCUCACAGGCUUAACCAGUCAUACAAUGUCGUCGAUCAUGUGUCUCGAGACAAGGUUGAAUUGUUGGACAGGGAGCCCCUAAUCUACCUAUCUCUUAUUCUAGCACGUUGCGCUCUUCCUGAUCUUGCAGUCAAUGUUGUGAGGAAGUUAGUAAAGAUGGAAGCAUACCCACCCGUUGCUGCAUGGUCUGCAAUCGUAGCACACAUGUGUCAAACUGCAACCGGUUCAUUUCUUGCUGCCGACAUGGUAAUGGAGAUUGGAUACCUUUUCCAGAAUAAUAGAGUUGAUCCGCGCAAGAAGAGCAAUCGUCCAUUGCUAUCAAUGAAACCCAAUUCAUUUACCUUCAGCAUAGUUCUGACAGCAUCCCUCUUGUUUGGUACCAUUAAAAAGGCGGAACAGCUUCUUGAAUUAAUGCUCAGGAUAGGGGUGAAACCGGAAGCCAGCUUGCUGAUUGUCAUGGCCCGUAUAUAUGAAAAGAAUGGACACAAGGAUGAGAUUCAGAAGUUGAAGAGGCAUGUUGAUGAGGCAUGUGGUCUAAGUGAAUCAGAAUUCAGGCAGUUCUAUGAUUGCCUGCUCUCCUGUCAUUUAAAAUUUGGGGAUUUGGAUUCUGCUGUGGAUAUGGUGUUGGAUAUGCUUAAAAAGGGUAAAAAUGCUAAACGGUCACUAGAAGCAGCUAAAGCAGUCCUCGAAGCAGUUGAGAAUAACAAAAUUUAUCUUCCUUAUGACAAAGCAGGUACUGAAAAUCCGGGUUCCCCAAAUAAAUCUGUGUCUAGUGAUAGCCAAAUGCUGAACUAUGUUUCAUUCUUCAAAGACAAGAGCUUUGCAAAGCUUGAAUUAGAGGCGAGAGAAUUACACAAGCUAUUAUCAGAUAAGCUCCAGGAACAGGUUGGACUAGUUAAAUCUGAACAUGGUAUCCUCCAUCCAACUGAAACAAUGUAUGCCAAACUUGUCAAAGCUUUUCUGGAAGCAGAUAAGAUCAGUGCGUUGGCAUCAUUUCUUGUGAAAGCAAGCAAAGAAGACUGUCCAGUGUCUGUUGAGAGCUCUUUUGUUGUCCAAGUAAUAAGUACAUGUAUUUCUGUUGGGUUAUUAGAGCAAGCACAUGAUCUUCUUGACGAGAUGAGAUUUUCUGGAAUUAGGGUUGGUUCUUCCAUUUAUUCGUCGCUCCUAAAAGCCUACUGCAAGGAGGGCCAUCAUGAAGAUGAUAUAACUGCACUUCUGAAGGAUGCUGAUCAAGCAGGAAUUCAGUUGGACUCAAGCUGCUAUGAACAUUUGAUACAAUCCAGGGCACAUCGCAAUAACACCACAGGUGCUCUCCAUCUUUUUAAUGAGAUGAAGAACUCAAACAUUCAAAGAUCUGGUCACAGGGAGUUUGAGAUGUUAGUACAAAGCUGUGAUAACAGUGAAGCUGCUUUGACGACUAAGCUAGUAGAAGAAGUCAGAAGUGGCCAUACGGUUAAUCAUGCUAUUCAUGACUGGAAUAAUGUUAUACAUUUCUUCUGUAAGAAGAGAUUAAUGCAUGAUGCUCACAAAGCACUGAGCAAGAUGCGUGUUUUAGGCCACAUGCCAAAUGCACAAACUUUCCAUUCUUUAGUAACUGGUUAUGCUGCUGUUGGUGGAAAAUAUGUGGAGGUGACGGACUUGUGGGGUGAAAUGAAAGUUCUGGCGAACUCCAACUCAAUGAAAUUUGAUCAAGAACUAUUGGACUCUCUGUUGUAUUGCUUUGUGAGAGGUGGUUUCUUUCUUCGAGCAAUGGAAGUUAUAGAAUUGAUGGAAAAAUGCAAGAUGUUUAUAGAUAAAUACAAGUACAAGUCCCUGUGGCUUAAAUAUCACAGAACAUUGUACAAAGGUAAAGCUCCCAAGGUGCAAACAGAAGCUCAAUUGAUAAGGAGAGAAGCAGCAUUACAUUUCAAGAGAUGGAUUGGGUUGACAUGAGAGUGAGAUUCUAUGAGCACUUCUAAAGUUAACCACAGAGCAUCCCCAAUUAUCA
Lolium rigidum is the source of this 2518-nucleotide messenger RNA. RefSeq names its product pentatricopeptide repeat-containing protein At1g03100, mitochondrial-like. NCBI's taxonomy places the organism in Eukaryota, Viridiplantae, Streptophyta, Magnoliopsida, Poales, Poaceae. The record is from RefSeq and is a predicted model, not a curated record. Gene Ontology annotation, molecular function: protein binding. The transcript has 3 exons. Bases 139 to 2463 code for a protein of 774 amino acids.